This is a messenger RNA of Myotis myotis, 4219 nucleotides long. It is a transcript of the gene CNGB1, whose product is annotated as cyclic nucleotide gated channel subunit beta 1. The coding region runs from base 1 to 3774 and encodes 1257 amino acids. Gene Ontology annotation, molecular function: intracellularly cGMP-activated cation channel activity; cGMP binding; protein-containing complex binding. The record is from RefSeq and is a predicted model, not a curated record. Gene Ontology annotation, cellular component: intracellular cyclic nucleotide activated cation channel complex; photoreceptor outer segment; plasma membrane. Gene Ontology annotation, biological process: monoatomic cation transmembrane transport; retina homeostasis. Lineage: Eukaryota; Metazoa; Chordata; Mammalia; Chiroptera; Vespertilionidae. The transcript is spliced from 34 exons.
AUGUUGGGCUGGGUCCAGAGGGUGCUGCCUCAGCCCCCAGGGACCCCACAGAAGACCAGGAUGGAGGAGGAGGAGGGGGCGGAACCAGAGCUGGAGCCCGACCUGGAGGCGGAGCUGGAACCAGCGCCAGGGCCUGACACAGCCCCCCGGGAGGCCAAGCUAGAAGGCGAGUCGCUGCCUCCCGAGGAGCCAUUGGAAGGGGAGGAAGGAGCUGUGGCUGCCCCCGGCCCUCAGGAGAUCCAGAAAGCCGCCUCUGCUCCGCCCUCAUCCCUCCAGGCCCAGCUUGCUGUGGACCCCGGAGUGAACAGUCCCAGCGCCUGGGUGUUGACCUGGCUGAGGAAGGGCGUGGUGAAGGUCAUCCCACAGCCCAUCCAUAGCACUGCAGCCGGCUUCGAGGGCCCCGGUCAGGCAGGAGCUCAGAUCCUUGGGCACUGCAGCACUGGGGCCUCAGAUGGAUCCAACGAGGCCUCCAGGGCAAAGGACACUGGGCCUGUGCCCUGGCUGCUCAGGUGGUUGGAGCAGCACCUGGAGAAAGUGCUGCCUCAGCCUCCAAAAAUGUCCGAGGGCUGCAGAGACGAGCCUGCAGACGCUGCCUUGGGCCCAGAGACCCCAGGGUGCUCCUUGGAAACGGAGCCCGUGCUGCAGGCCCCGGAGAGUCCCCCCCUGCCCACUCCUGGCCCCCCGGAGCCCGAGGAGGAGCCCCAGGAGGAGCCCCAGCCCGGCUUCCAGGCUUCCUCCCUGCCACCACCCGGAGACACUGCCAGGUUGGUGGCGUGGCUCCUGCAUAGACUGCAGAUGGCCCUGCCGCAGCCCGUGCUCCGUGGGAAGGCUGGGGAGCAGGAGCCUGACGGCCCAGGGACAUGUGACGUGCAGACCAUCAGCAUCCUCCCUGGAGGCCAAGAAGAGCCCGGUGAUCUCAUCCUAGAAGAGGUGGACCCUCACUGGGAGGAGGACCAGGCUCAGGAUGGCAGCGCCAGCCCGCAGGGAGCAGCAGCGGUGGCGUCAGCUUACGCGGAGGAGAAUGAGGCCGGGGAAGAGAUGUCCAGGGAGUUUUCCUGGAUUCAAGAGGACAAAGAAGAUGAGGAGGAUGGGGAGGAAGAGGAAGAGGAGGAGGAGGAGGAGGAGGAUGUCCUGCUGGAUAGCUGUCUGGUGGCAGAGGCCAGCGAGGACCUGGGCGGCACAGACAGGACGGUCACCCAGAGGGCCUCCUGCCAGGAAGAAGCCAUAGCCGCCAGCUCAGGAGGCCGGGACAUGGAGCUGAAUGGCCGGGUCCGGGACCAGCCGCCUGGCCAGGUGGCCCCUAGGCUGGCCCCCCUAAACCCGGUGGAGCACCUCCCCAAUGUGCCCAGCUACUGCCCCCCAAUCACCCGCAUCCCCGUCCUCGUCUCCCGGAGGACGACCUUGUCCAACUCCAGCUUCGCCAAGGAGACCAGGAGCUCCGUCCGUCGCCUAGUGCCUGCCACAGAAGAGCACCCGGAAGUGCAGGUGGAAGACACUGAUGCUGACAGCCACCCCCUCAUCGAGGAGGACAAGCCACCCUCACCCGAGCGGCUGCCACCGUCUCCUGCCAAGUCCGACACCCUCACAGUCCCGGGAUCGGCCGCGGGGACCCGCAGGAAGAGGCUGCCCUCCCAGGAUGAGGAAGCGGAAGAGAAGGAGCUGUCGCCGGCCGAGACCCCUGUGGUCGCCUGGCCCGACGCCCCCACCCCGCAGGGUACAGACGACCAGGACCGGGCGUCCUCCUCCGCCAGCCAGAACAGCGCCGUCAUCAACGAGCGGCUGCAGGAGCUGGUGAAGCUCUUCAAGGAGCGGACGGAGAAGGUGAAGGAGAAGCUCAUUGACCCGGAUGUCACCUCCGACGAGGAGAGCCCCAAGCCCUCUCCCGCCAAGCAAGCCCCGGAGCCGGCCGCGGGCACGACGCCCGCUGGGGAGGCGCAGGCGGAGGAGGAGCACUACUGCGACAUGCUCUGCUGCAAGUUCAAGCGCCGGCCCUGGCGGAAGUACCAGUUCCCCCCGAGCAUCGACCCGCUGACCAACCUGAUGUACAUCCUGUGGCUGUUCUUCGUGGUGUUGGCCUGGAACUGGAACUGCUGGCUGAUCCCUGUGCGCUGGGCCUUCCCCUACCAGACGCCGGGCAACCUCUACUUCUGGCUGCUGAUGGAUUACCUGUGCGACCUCAUCUACUUCCUGGACAUCACCGUGUUCCAGAUGCGCCUGCAGUUUGUCAGGGGAGGGGACAUCAUUACAGACAAAAAGGAGAUGCGCAAUAACUACCUGAAGUCUCCCCGCUUUAAGAUGGACCUGCUGUGCCUGCUGCCCUUGGACUUGCUCUACCUGAAGUUCGGCGUGAACCCCCUCCUGCGGCUGCCCCGCUGUCUGAAGUACAUGGCCUUCUUCGAGUUCAACAGCCGCCUGGAAUCCAUCCUCAGCAAAGCCUACGUUUACAGGGUGAUCAGGACCACCGCCUACUUGCUCUACAGCUUGCACUUGAACUCAUGCCUGUAUUACUGGGCAUCGGCCUAUCAGGGCAUUGGCUCCACCCACUGGGUGUACGAUGGCGUGGGGAACAGUUACAUCCGCUGUUACUACUGGGCUGUGAAGACCCUCAUCACCAUCGGGGGGCUGCCCGACCCCAAGACGCUGUUUGAAAUCGUCUUCCAGCUGCUGAACUAUUUCACGGGCGUCUUCGCUUUCUCCGUGAUGAUCGGACAGAUGAGAGACGUGGUGGGGGCCGCCACGGCCGGGCAGACCUACUACCGCAGCUGCAUGGACAGUACCGUGAAGUACAUGAACUUCUACAAGAUCCCCAGGUCCGUGCAGAACCGCGUCAAGACCUGGUACGAGUACACCUGGCACUCCCAAGGCAUGCUGGAUGAGUCGGAGCUGAUGGUGCAGCUUCCAGACAAGAUGCGGCUGGACCUGGCCAUCGACGUGAACUACGACAUCGUCAGCAAAGUGGCGCUCUUCCAGGGCUGUGACCGGCAGAUGAUCUUUGACAUGCUCAAGCGGCUGCGCUCUGUCGUCUACCUGCCCAAUGACUACGUGUGCAAGAAGGGGGAGAUAGGGCGCGAGAUGUACAUCAUCCAGGCGGGGCAGGUGCAGGUCUUGGGCGGCCCUGACGGGAAGUCCGUGCUGGUGACGCUGAGAGCUGGAUCUGUAUUCGGAGAAAUAAGCCUGCUGGCGGUCGGAGGCGGGAAUCGGCGCACGGCCAACGUGGUGGCCCACGGCUUCACCAACCUCUUCAUUCUGGACAAGAAGGACCUGAAUGAAAUCCUGGUGCAUUAUCCCGAGUCUCAGAAGUUGCUCCGGAAGAAGGCCAGGCGCAUGCUGAAGAGUAACAGCAAGCCCAAGGAGAAGAGUGUGCUCAUCCUUCCUCCGCGGGCCGGCACCCCCAAGCUCUUCAAUGCCGCCCUGGCCGCAGCGGGAAAGAUGGGCGCCAGGGGGGCGAAAGGCGGCCAGCUGGCCCACCUCAGGGCUCGGCUCAAAGAGCUGGCUGCGCUGGAGGCGGCUGCCAAGCAGCAGCAGCUGCUGGAACAGGCCAAGAGCUCGGAAGACACGGCGGGAGAGGUGGGCUCCGCCGCCCCCGACCAGCCUGCGCCCCAGGAACCCCUGGCCCCAGGCUCUCAGCCACCCGCCUUGCCUGGGGGCACCGAGAAGGAGGCAACUGGUCCCCAGGAGGAGCAUUCGGUGCGGAUCCGCGUGAGCCCCGGCCUGGACCCUGGCGAACAGAUCCUGUCGGUGGAGAUCCCGGAGGAGAAGAAAGAGGCGGAGUGAGGGGCCCACCCCCACCCCGCCCAGCAGCCCAGCAGCCAAGACGCUGGCCCACAGUGGUGGCCUGGGGGCCCUCGGCUACCUGCUGGCCCUCAUUCCUGCUCCCACACCAGCUUCUCCCGGGCUGGUCUUGGCAUCACCCACUUUCCUAGUGUCCCUAAGUCCCAUCGUCACCUGAGAACCCUGCCUCCCUUGACUAAUAUUUUCAAGGACAAAUACAGUUUUUUCUAGUUUGCAAGUUCAUAGGCAGCGGCUAGAAUGGGGCUUUAAUACCAGGGGACGCUUGGCUGGAGGUCAAGGGUUUUGAAUGUUGGGGGUUUCCCUUCAGGAUCUGUCUUCCAUGUUCCAAGGACAGGAAAUAUCCAGCAGAAAGGUGGGCAGUUGUACUGUCCUUUUUUUAUUUUAUGAAUUUUUUAAAAUAUAUUUUUUAUUGAUUUCAGAGAGGAAG